AUGUCCUCUGGACACUCCGAGAUGGAGCUGCCUCCUCUAUCUAUCGAGCAGCUCUCAAAGCUCGCCGUGUCAAACGUGUCCCCGUCACAGCUCUAUGGCAUCCUUUCUGAGUAUGAGACAGAUGCUAGACUAGUAGGUGUAGGCAGUGGUAGUCCAGAGACAGGAAGUGCCGACCCAGAGCUACUAAGCCUUUUCUAUGCCAACUUCUUCUUCGCCCACCUUCUCACCAAACAAAUACCCGAAGCCCGAGCCUUAACUGAACGAAUACCAUCGAGCAUACGCCACCAAGACCCUUCCUUACAGAACUGCCUCACUCUUUUACGGGCGAUUUGGCAAGCAGAACAUUCUCAGGUUUACCAAGCUAUUCGAAACCUACCUUGGCCCAAGUCUCUACAGCCGUUAGUGCAGAGAUAUGAAUGCUUCUUUCAAGACCAGACCUUGAUUGCCGUCAGUACUUCAUAUGAGGCUAUCCGGCUUCCAACAGCAGCGAUGUAUCUGGGACUUGAUACAGCUGCCGCAGAACGAGGAGAUCCAACAAUAGUACAAAAGUUCACAGAUUGCGGAUGGAAAUGGGAUUCUGAGACUAAGCUGCUACAUCCAGUUCCGAUCAUUGUACCAUCCGUUGAACCACAACCCUCCAACGGAAUUCGAGAUGCAAUGGCAAUGCUGGGAAAUCGUGGAUGA
This is a messenger RNA of Penicillium angulare, 684 nucleotides long. RefSeq names its product CSN8/PSMD8/EIF3K family protein. The record is from RefSeq and is a predicted model, not a curated record. Gene Ontology annotation, cellular component: COP9 signalosome. The transcript is spliced from 3 exons. The coding region runs from base 1 to 684 and encodes 227 amino acids. NCBI's taxonomy places the organism in Eukaryota, Fungi, Ascomycota, Eurotiomycetes, Eurotiales, Aspergillaceae. Gene Ontology annotation, biological process: protein deneddylation; COP9 signalosome assembly.